Molecule: messenger RNA, 3570 nt
Organism: Salvia splendens (bonfire salvia)
Lineage: Eukaryota; Viridiplantae; Streptophyta; Magnoliopsida; Lamiales; Lamiaceae
Product: DDB1- and CUL4-associated factor 8
Exons: 7
Coding region: 2267-3481 (404 amino acids)
Cellular component (GO): cytoplasm; Cul4-RING E3 ubiquitin ligase complex
Molecular function (GO): protein binding
Source: RefSeq, a predicted model, not a curated record
CAUGAAAUCUAAAAUAACUUGAUACCAAAACCCUUGGGAUCAAUGAUCAAUCCUCUCAUUUCCUGAAACCUCCAUAGAAAUCCCUCGCUAUCUUCUCUCUCUAAAUUCUCCACGGCGUGUUUGCAUAUGCUAUGCGUAUGGUGGCAUUCGCUUCCGUACAUGUUUCGGACGCCACGCCUUUCUUCAUUCACAAUCACUUAACUGUUCCUAUUCUCUUCUCUUUUUACUUUGUUUUUAGUGUGAUUUUUUCAUUAAAAAUUUGAUAGGAACUGGUUGUUUGAUCUAUCCUUUUAACACUCUGGAAGCUGAAAUUGAGUUGAUGGAGAGACUGUACAGGAAUUCCGAUAAUUGGUUGGACGAACUUCACAAGCGAGAGACGACUUUAUUCCCGCCCAGGAUUUGCUCUCGCCGCCUUUCGGCUUCACAGGUUCUCCCUCGCUCGAUUAUAUCUAAAUGUGCGCAUAGAUCAGUUCUGUAAUCUCCGUGUACGUACAUGUGUGUUGAUGAGUAAAAUUGAUGGUGGAUUGAAAAGUAAUAUUGAGAUGAAUGAAUUAUACUACUUUUUAGUCUUCUGGUGCUUGAUCACGUUGUGAUGUGUUGAUGAGACUGAUAUAGAGAAUAUGCUUGAAUGCUUUUGGUUUUGGAUUCGAAGCAGGAAGAUUGUGAUGUUUCACUGCGUCGAUUGUAGUAGGUUUGGGUAUUCAGAGUUUGAUUUGUAACUCUUAUCGGUAUUGAAGUUCCUUGCCGACUUAUGCAACUCAGAAGCUGCACAUUUGUGCUGUAAUAUAAGUUGGUCUCUUCAAUUAUUGAAAGCUAAGUGAGCUACACCAGGACGGCCUUAGUAUUCGCCAUAGGAUUGUUAUAUCCUACUUUAGUCCCAUAUAACUGAAGUAUGAGAUUUACUUUGAGUUUAUGGCCUAUUGGGGCACCCUUUGCAUACAAGCUAGGUUUCGGGAUGAGUUAUGCCCAAUGGCGAUAGCAAACAAUUUUGCAUUUAAUUUUGUCGAUGUCUGGUGGUGCUUUUCCAUUUUCAUAGUGUAAGACUCUGGUAAUGAGUAAUCUCAAACCAAAGAUGGCGCUUUUCCAUUUUCAUAGUGUAAGAUUCUGGUAAUGAGUAAUCUCAAACCAAAGAGAAGAUUGAAAAGGGAAACAUACAUUCAAUUUUUAUUUGUGAAAAUUAGAAGUGGAAAGUGAAGAUAAGAUAGAUGUAAAAGUGCCAUUUCUGCUACAUCAGACGCCAAAUAAAAUGAGUGGCCUACUUUCAUCCAAGGAGUAGCAGCCAACAUAUUACCAUUUCUCAAUUUGCGAACAAUACAUGUCAGCCAUUUUUGCUAUUUCCAAGGGAAACCUUACCCUGAAUAUAAAGAAGAUUCAAAAUCUGGUGGGAUCUGCCUAUCUGAUCUUCGUCGCCUUGAACUGGAGACAUCCUACUAUUAAAUAGAGCCUUAUUUAGCAAAGAACAUUGUGAUAAUCAAACAUCUAUAAAGUGCCAUGAUGUGAUGAAUGGCGAUUAGCAUGUGGAAAUCAUCUAACUAAUGUAUUCGAGCGGUUUAAAAUUCUGCUGUUGGAAAUGACGCUACUUGCUUUUUCUAUCAUGAAGGAUAGCUGCAGGAAUUAUAUAUCAGCCCUGAUGACCAGAUUAGCAUGGCACCUGUCACUCACUGUAGUUCGAACAUGCUAUUCGGUUUGGACCAUUUCUUGAUUUAUGUGUGUCAUCCUUGCGCAGGGGUCAUGCAAAUCUUCUCUGUAUCGUUCCAAAUUUAUCUGAAUGUCCCUGAAGGGACAUGCUAUUGGUUUUUCUUCAGAUGAUGACCAGAUACGCUCAGACAAAUUAUCUCACCAAAAUAAUAAGCUUUGUUCCAGACCUCAAUUAGUGUGGUGUGGAAACAGUUAAGCUACAAGAAAUUAAAUUUAAUCAGAUUAUGGAUCUCCAAUAUUCUCAUGAGGCCAAUGUCAGUUUCCUUUUUUCCAAAGGCCACCAUCAUAGGCUAACUAUCCAAAAAGAAAGAGCAAUCUAAAACAGUUCUUCAGCAAUAAUAUGGUAGAGAGAAAUGUUAUGCAGCAGAGAGAAGGGAAGUAGAGGAGAAAUAGAAGAGAGGAACUGAGGUGGUUGCUGCUAAUAGGAAAAUAGGUGUAACCACUAAAGGCUCUGGUUCAACGUCUUGGUUUGUAUGGGAAACUGAAUGGCCAUCAGGGAUGUGUGAAUGCAAUUUCGUUCAACUCUACCGGCGAGCUGCUUGCAUCAGGUUCUGAUGACCAGCAAAUUAUGCUCUGGGACUGGGCAGCACAGAAACUUAAAUUGUCAUAUCAAUCCGGCCACACGGACAACGUUUUUCAGGCAAAGUUUAUGCCGUUUACUGAUGAUAGCAAAAUAAUAUCAUCCGCUGCUGAUUGCCAGGUCAGGCUUAGCCUGAGACAGGAAAAUGGCUCAGUAGAAACUAAGAGAUUGUCUAAGCACCAAGGACGUGUUCACAGCUUGGCUAUUGAGCCAGGCAGUCCAUACAUAUUUUAUAGCUGUGGGGAGGAUGGUUUUAUCCAACACUAUGAUCUACGAAGUCACUCCGCUACCAAGCUUUUCUAUUGCUCUUCAUUCGCAGAAAACAGUCGGUCUUCAAGUGUUGGGCUGAAUGCCAUGGUUAUUGACCCAAGAAAUCCUAACUAUUUUUCUGUAGGAGGUGGUGAUGUUUACGCACGUCUAUAUGACAUCAGAAAAUACCAAGUCAGUGCAUCAACUAAAGAAGGAAACCCUGCCAACUAUUUCUGCCCUCGUCACCUUAUUGGGAAAGACGAUGUUCGCAUUACAGCAUUAGCUUACUCCAACACCAGCGAGCUGCUCGUCUCAUAUAAUGAUGAGCUCAUAUAUCUUUUUCAAAGGAACAUGGGUUUGGGUCAGAAAUUCGUACCUCCAACGUCAGAAGACUCACCUAGCUCGCCAGAAGCACAGGUUUAUUCGGGGCACAGGAACUUCCGAACAGUCAAGGGAGUCAACUUCUUUGGUCCAAAUGAUGAAUAUGUCAUAAGUGGGUCGGAUUGCGGCCAUAUAUUUAUUUGGAAGAAGAAGAGCUGUGAAGUAGUUCGUAUGAUGGUUGGCGACAGGCAAGUUGUGAACCAACUGGAAUCCCAUCCACUGAUCCCAAUUCUUGCUACCUGUGGUAUAGAGAAGAAUGUAAAGCUUUGGUCCCCCUCUUCAGAUGAUAUCACCCCUCUGCCUAACAAUGUUCAAGAGAUAAUGGAAGGUAACAGGCAAGGCCGGGAGGACCAUUCCAGGGUGUCCUUCAGCCCUGAUGUCAUCAUGCAUGUUCUGCGACUCCACCGGAGGCAAGCACAUGUGUAUGUUGAGAGAAGAUACAAUAGAGAAGAUUCGGGAAGCGAUGGGAAUGAUGAUGAUGAUGAUGAUGAGCGGGAGGGUUACCUCUUAGGAUUCUCAGACGGUGAUCCUGCAGAAGAUGGUGAGAACGCCAGAGAAUGUAACAUUAGCUAGACUUUUCUGCUGCACUCAUCAUGUUCCUACUUGUAGUUGAAAUAUUUCCUUGUUAUGUUACAAUAUAGUAAUGCGUGGGGUUUGAAUAA